CCUACCAUAUCUUUCUUCAGGGAUCAAAAUUGACUGGAAAUCACUAGUGUCAUUUUUAAAUGGGGAACUCGGGACAUGUCUUUUUUUUCAGGAGGCUCUUAUCCACAAGAAUCAGGAUCUUCUUUCUCUGAUCAGAGAUGAGUGAAUCUCAUACUUAUGCCAGUGAACGAGUAAAGUCUGGUGCUUCUAGACAAAGCCAAAAGAGAACAUGUAUAUUAACCACAAGUCAACGUGGACAAAACCCAUCUCCAUUUGUCCUUGCCAGAUCCGUUGCUAUAGCUAUGGGGAUUCGUUUCAUUGGAAUGGCAAUCAUAUGCAGUGCCAUGAUCAUAACUCCAUUAUUCAACCAAGAAGCUCCAAUUUCUUUGAAAGAAAAUUACUGUGGUCCAUGUCCUAAAAACUGGAUAUGUUAUAGAAAUAACUGCUACCAAUUUUUUAAUGAGAGCAAAAGCUGGUACCAGAGCCAAGCUUCUUGUAUGUCUCAAAAUUCCAGUCUCCUGAAGAUAUACAGCAAAGAUGACCAGGAUUUCUUUAGAUUGGUGAAGUCAUAUCAUUGGAUGGGACUAGUACAAGUUUCCACAAAUGGUUCCUGGCAGUGGGAAGAUGGCUCCAUUCUCUCGCCCAACCUACUAACAAUGGUUGAAAUGCAGAAUGGAACCUGUGCAGUCUAUGGCUCAAGUUUUAAAGCUUAUACAGAAAAUUGCUUAACUCCAAACACAUACAUCUGUAUGCAGAGAAUUGUGUAAAAUCUUAUAGUUAAUAAAAUAUGAAGUAUUCAAAGAUUCAAAAGCCAUUCUCUGAGUGUACUCAAAGAAAGCUCACAACAGGAACAGUUCUUCUUGUGUUCAAGAAUGUGUUCAACACAUACAUUUCUUGAAGAAAAGAAGAAAAUUCUACAUAGUUACUGAAUUUUUCCAUGUAUAGCAUAUAAAAAUUUUUUUGCAGGGAAUAAAAACUAAUAGAUAAAGACAAAAUCGUACACAUAAACAAUGGAGUAGUAGCCAUAAAAAAAGAACAAAAUAAUACCAUUUGUGGCAACAUAGAUGGGCUUAGAGAUUGUCAUACUGAAUGAAGACAGAGAAAGAAAAUUAUUGUAUGAAAUAGAUUAUUUUUGGACUCUAAAAAAUAAAUGAUAUAAAUGAACUUAUCUACAAACUAGAAACAGAAUUACAGACCUAGAAAAUGAAUUUAUGGUUACCUGGGAGUGGAAGGAUACUUAGAGAGCUUAGGAUUAACAUGUACACACUGCUACAUUUAAAAUAAAUAAUCAACAAGAAUCUACUGGUUAAAAAAAAUGGAAAGGGAACAAGAGAAUGAUAUAGAUGAGAUGUGACUGGCCAUGUGUUGAUAAUUUUUCAAGCUAAUUGGUGACUCCAUGGGGAUUUACUACACUAUUUCUUCCAGUUUUGUGUAUGUUUGAAAUUUUCCAUAAUAAAAAGCUUUUUAAAUUUUGUUUCAAAAAA
Molecule: messenger RNA, 1463 nt
Organism: Cervus elaphus (red deer)
Lineage: Eukaryota; Metazoa; Chordata; Mammalia; Artiodactyla; Cervidae
Product: NKG2-D type II integral membrane protein
Exons: 7
Coding region: 138-746 (202 amino acids)
Biological process (GO): positive regulation of natural killer cell mediated cytotoxicity
Cellular component (GO): external side of plasma membrane
Molecular function (GO): signaling receptor activity
Source: RefSeq, a predicted model, not a curated record